AUGAGCAGAGAGGCGCCACCGCCGCCUACUAUUUGCCGUGCUGCGGAAGAUGUAUCUCCUGCCGCGGUGGAGGCGGAUUCCGCCGCGGCGCUGGAUUUGCGGAGGACUAACGGCAGCACACUCCCGUUGAGGACGUCGAUGGACGACGCCGACGAUACUUGCAGUGCUACGAGCGAAGAGGUGGAGGACGGGCUGCUUGAGACUGAGCAGAGCGUGGCGUCAAGGGAGGCAGUAUGGGGAAGCCCUUGCAUUCCAAAAAACGAAAUGGGCGCUGGUCAUAGUGGCUUCCCGCGAGAGGACUCCUCCUCUUGCUCUGUCAACGGGGAGCGGGAGACUAUGCAAUUAAACAAGCAGAAUCUUUCUCGGAUGGAGAAGGAGUUGUCCGACGGAAAAGCAGCUCUGCACCCCGAAUUGCUUGACGAUGAUGCAUUCGGCGUCAAACGGCCCACCUCCAAGGAGAGGCAUGUGAGCGUCGUUUCCGUGGCAUCCGAGGAGGAAGAGGGUGCUCGUGGCUCUCUAAUCACGUCCGACGUUGAACAGUUCUCUCCGUACAUGAAGCCAAACAAAUCAAGAAAAUCCCUUUUUGACAAUUCGGUUUGCAGCAUUGAGAGUGUGUGCGGAUCAGUGGCUGCGCCAGAUAUUCUCAGUCGCAAAAACCUUGAUCGCUUUGCAUCUCAGCUCUCCGCGGGUGUGAGGGAAUUGAAACCGGAAAUGCUUUUGGGCGACGCAUUGCAGGAACUGCAAUGGGAACUUGGACACCGCAACCAACGACAGGCGGACAAGUCUUUGUGUCGAGGUGGGAAGCGGGAUUAG
Molecule: messenger RNA, 813 nt
Organism: Trypanosoma conorhini
Lineage: Eukaryota; Euglenozoa; Kinetoplastea; Trypanosomatida; Trypanosomatidae
Exons: 1
Coding region: 1-813 (270 amino acids)
Source: RefSeq, a predicted model, not a curated record